Messenger RNA from Dinoponera quadriceps, 2537 nucleotides. RefSeq names its product protein FAM151B. The record is from RefSeq and is a predicted model, not a curated record. Lineage: Eukaryota; Metazoa; Arthropoda; Insecta; Hymenoptera; Formicidae. The coding region runs from base 265 to 1224 and encodes 319 amino acids. The transcript is spliced from 5 exons.
GACCGCUCCUCUCUCGGUGGAGACAGUCAGUCGUUUCGAGACUGCCGAGUUGACCGGGUGUCGCCGAGAGACGUAGAGAAGGCCGCGUCGGUUCGUUCGCGCUGUGUGUCUCUUCCCCCCAACUGCCACUUCUCUUCUCUCUCAUUCUCUCUCUCUCUCUCUCUCUUCCCCUUUUUCCUUCUUUCUCUCUCUCGAUCUGUCCCCUCGUCCUUUCCUUUGUGAACCCACCCCAACGCGAUUACGGUACACCCGACGACCAGGGCCAUGGCGGGCACAGCGAUCCCAACGACUAUUUUCCUGCUGGCGGCGACACAAGCCGUCAUGUGCAACAUGGUCUCGACGGAGCCGAGGAACUUCUUCCCCGACGUCAAAGGCAAUCUCACGAAGAUCGUGUGGGCGCACGCUGUCAACAGCAAAGCGGAAUUGGAAGCGGUACUCUCGUCAGACGACAUCAUGAUGCUGGAGGCCGACGUCGUGAUGGGCAAGCUUAACGAAACCAACAACAGCAGCGUCACCGAGAUCCCGAUAAUGGCGCAUCCGCCGGCCGAAGAAAGCGACCUGUCGCUCGAAGAGUUCCUCAACUCCACCAUCCAGAGUAAUGGCACCAAGGGGAUCAAGCUGGACUUCAAGAGCAUCCAGGCGUUCAACAAGAGCAAACCGAUCCUCACGAAGUUCCGACCGAACUUAAAGUUCCCGGUUUUCAUCAACGCGGACAUCAUCCCCGGGCCGGUGAACGCCACUACUACUCCGGUCAACGCCAAUGAUUUCCUGAAGGGCGUUAUGGAAACCAUUCCGGAAUGCAUCCUCUCCGUCGGCUGGACGACCAGGUACGGGAAGAAGGACGGCGUCACCGAGGGUCGAUAUCUUCCGUCGCAGAUCAAGAUGAUGACCGACGCGCUGACGGAUAACCAGGUGAAACAGUCGGUAACUUAUCCUGUACGAGCCGGCCUCGCGGCGAACGAUAUCGAAGUCAUGAAGAAACUGCUGAACGGCACGACAACGUCCAGCAACGCGACGCUGACGAUCUGGUCGUCGGAGGGCGAUUUCGUCGACGUCGCGCAGCUCAAGAAGCUCAUGGCGGACGUGGGCGUGGAUAAGAUCUACCUGGACGUGCCGGAAGAUCUGAGGAAGCAAAUCAACCAUUCGGGCGCGCCCGCCGCUUUGGGCUCCGCGACGAUGCUGGUGACGAGCGUGGUGUUGGGCUUGAUACUGUCCACGCUGUGAACGUUCGCACACGGAUGUGUCGAAACGGACGUAGAGUCGCGGCGGGACUCGGGGAGAGGGGGAGUUCCGACCCCUCGAUCCUACGACUCUCGAUACAGGAAACGAAAGAGCGAACGACGAAGUCCGAUAACGAUCCGCACGGUCGUGAAUACAUCAUUCUAUCGCGCCAUCGCUCGAUCGGGCUCCUUCGCUUCCCGCUUCGUCGUCGACCUCGCGGACGUACGUCUUCGAGAUAUCCGAGAUCUCGUCGCAGCGAUUUCCACACAUAACGAUAUAUACGUUCUCCACCGCGAGUUUUUCUUCUGUCCCGAUCGAAAAAAGUGAGAGAAGGGGAACGAGAAAGAAAAAAAAUAAAACGCCCGCAUAUUCAGCCGACAACCCGAUUUGUACUUAAAUUGAUUAUCGAUUAUUGAGGGAAAACCUCGUUCUGCGACUUCAACGUUCUACUUUUCCGACAGAUCCGAAAGCCGGCCCGUGAUGUAUCGAGAGAACACUCGCGCACAGACAGACACGCGUUUUCCGCGGAAUCCGCAUAUCGGGAGUAACUUUAACACGUUAACGUAAGCAUCUAAAAGUCUCGAUCCGUACCGAUCGUUUUUAAUUGAUGUCGAGACGAUUUCUUAUUAUCGCAUUGUAUUCCGUAAAAGUGGGACGCAGAGCCCCCGAUCGCACGUGUUCGAAAAGUAACUGUUAACACUGAGAGGCGGGAACGGUCGCGCGUCUGAGAUACUGUUUACCCGCACUUUUGCCCGGCGCUUUUUUACGAAGGCGCGGCGAACACACGCGCGAUACGAGGAAAAACGCGUCUCUCGUGUGGACUUUGUAUCAAAUUGUAUUGCGCGCGCAUCGAGCUUGCCGUGCACACUCAUCACGAUUGAUGUCUCGUCUUAUGUGGCGAGUUCAGCCUGCGCACUAAGGCUCGUUUACAGUACACUUUUAUGUUUAAGAUCGUGUCUCAAAUACACAUUUAAAAGCUUGUCAGCUAAUUAAAUGACGCGUACGGAUACUGUGCAUAUCAUAUCAUAUCACUGGUCCGAAGUAUUCGAAAAUGUGUUCAAGAUGAUCUUUAAAUGUAAUGGCGGACUGUGAACGGGCCUUAGUGCGCGCUCGAGCAACCGAAUUCGCUAUCAACGUUCGCUACAACGCCGUACCCUGGCGCGUUCGACAUAUCUCCCCGGUCUAGACGCAGCAGAAAAUGGUAUUAGUCUCUAUGUAAGCUACGUAUCUAAGCCAAAGGAUUAUAUAAAAUGCAGUAUACGGUGCGAGUGCACUGCGUUUGAUAAUGAGUCAAUAAAAUGAUAAAAGGAAAAGUC